Prorocentrum cordatum is the source of this 309-nucleotide messenger RNA. The record is from the annotation of a GenBank genome assembly. NCBI's taxonomy places the organism in Eukaryota, Dinophyceae, Prorocentrales, Prorocentraceae.
GUGCUCUCCCGGAACGCCGUGACGGCCUGGGGCGAGGGGAUGCAGAGGUGCCUGGACUUCUUCCGCGAGGAGUGCUCCGGCUCGUGCUUCUGGGGCGAGGACAUGUUCAUGGACCAGUGCUUUAUCAAGGUGCUCGAGCUCCCGCGCGAGGAUCUCUUCAACAUGCUUGUCGAGGAGCACUGCGACCCGCCCGACAACUGGGAGAAGUGCGAGGAUCCGGCCUAUGUGUGCUACCAUCCCUUCAAGACCAAGAACGGGUACAAGGAGUGCCACGACAUGGCCGCGGAGGCCGUGGCGGAAUCGACGUGA